Mus caroli (Ryukyu mouse) is the source of this 2107-nucleotide messenger RNA. RefSeq names its product NK2 homeobox 3 (gene Nkx2-3). Gene Ontology annotation, molecular function: RNA polymerase II cis-regulatory region sequence-specific DNA binding; DNA-binding transcription factor activity, RNA polymerase II-specific. NCBI's taxonomy places the organism in Eukaryota, Metazoa, Chordata, Mammalia, Rodentia, Muridae. Gene Ontology annotation, biological process: cell differentiation; regulation of transcription by RNA polymerase II. Gene Ontology annotation, cellular component: nucleus. The record is from RefSeq and is a predicted model, not a curated record.
CAAAACCCAGACCCCCAGGUCCCGGCCAAUGGAGGCGAUUUAGACUGGAGCUGGUCCGCGUCUGUCAAAAGCUCGACUCCGCACCACCGCGGAGUCCAGAAGAAGAGCUGGAGCCACCGCACUCCCUCCCCUCCCCCGCCGGGAUUUAUUGAGUAUUUGGACUGGACAAUUAAGUGGCCCUGAUGAUGUUACCAAGCCCGGUCACCUCCACCCCUUUCUCAGUCAAAGACAUUUUGAAUCUGGAGCAGCAGCGGCACUUCCACGGAGCUCACUUGCAAGCGGAAUUGGAGCAGCACUUCCACUCGGCGCCCUGCAUGCUGGCCGCGGCUGAAGGGACGCAAUUUUCUGAUGCAGGGGAGGAGGACGAGGAAGAAGAGGGAGAGAAACUGUCCUAUUUGAACUCACUAGCUGCUGCCGAGGGCCAUGGAGAUUCAGGUCUCUGUCCUCAGAGCUAUGUCCAUACAGUUCUCCGAGACGCUUGCAGCGGGCCCAAGGAACAAGAAGAGGAGGUUGUGAGCGAACGGAGCCAAAAAAACUGUCAGUUGAAGAAGUCUCUGGAAGCGGCGGGAGACUGUAAGACAAGCGAGGACGGCGAGAGGCCGAAGCCGCGGAGCCGCCGGAAGCCCCGGGUGCUCUUCUCGCAAGCUCAGGUCUUCGAGCUGGAGCGCAGGUUCAAGCAGCAGCGGUACCUGUCGGCGCCCGAGCGUGAGCAUCUCGCCAGCAGCCUGAAGCUCACGUCCACGCAGGUGAAAAUCUGGUUCCAGAAUCGCAGGUACAAGUGCAAGAGACAGCGGCAGGAUAAGUCCCUGGAGCUGGGGACGCACGCGCCGCCGCCACCACCCCGCCGCGUGGCAGUGCCGGUGCUCGUGCGGGACGGCAAGCCGUGCGUCACGCCCAGCGCACAAACCUACGGCUCUCCCUACGGCGUGGGCGCCGGCGCCUACUCCUACAACAGCUUCCCCGCCUAUGGCUACGGGAACUCAGCCGCCGCAGCCGCUGCAGCCGCCGCCGCCGCAGCGGCAGCGGCGGCUUACAGCGGCAGCUACGGCUGCGCCUAUCCGACCGGUGGCGGCGGUGGUGGUGGCGGCACGGCCUCCGCGGCGACCACCGCCAUGCAACCCGCCUGCAGCGCCACCGGCGGCGGAUCCUUUGUGAACGUGAGCAACCUGGGAGGCUUCGGCAGCGGCGGCGGCGCGCAACCCUUGCAUCAAGGUGCCGCAGCCGGGGCCGCGUGCACGCAGGGGACUUUGCAGGGCAUCAGGGCUUGGUAAAGCCUGGGCGGGACACGCGGCGGGCGUCCUACCGCACGCUGGGCACCGCGGGAAUGAGACACGAGAAAGGACAGACCCAAGGGCCAGGUCCCCUCGUUAAAAUAAAAAUACAGACGUAUCGCUCCUUCCAAGGGCCCAUGGUCGCAGCACACUCCAGGCCUGGGGCAUGGGACUCAGCGGAGAAAGGACGCCCUGGUCCAGUCGUCAAGACUGUCUGAGACAGAAACACCGGCCAGGCGCCAGGAAAGAGGUGGCCUCCCACCCUGACUCUACAGAGAGUGCGAGAGGCUGGGACUCCGGCUGUCGCUUGCUCUCCGGAGGAGGGCUUUUCUCUUCCUGCCUUCCCUUGGCCUUCUCCGAGUGUGGUCCGGGAACCGGACCGAACGGGGGGAGGGGGGGAGAAAGAAAGAAAAAGAACAAUUUAAAGAAAAAGAAAGGUAGUUGGAGAGAGAACGUGAAGGAGAGGAAAAUGGGGUAGUAGCUUGAGAAAUUCCACCGAUUCGCAGCCCCUUUUGCUUGCCCGGAGAGCCACAACGAAGUGGAUUUUUCCUUUUCCAACUGUGACCCUUCCAAGACAGACUCCGCCCGGAUCCCUGGAUUGUCAGGGGACUGUUCUUGGAGACCACCACCGCAGUGAGAUCGAAAGUUGGGGGGAGGGAGGCAGCUGAGCAAAUCCAAGACUUGCCCGCCCAACCUAGGUUGUUGUCAGGUUGGUUUCCUUUCUGUUUUGUAUUUUGUAUUCCGCACAUUAUCUCUCUAUAACUAUAUCCACACGCCGUGUACACAGCCGCUGUCACACACUACAGGAGUCAAUAAAGAAGGUGCAAUAUUUCUGA